AUACGCCGGGCCCCGCAGAGCUUCGCGCCAACUGUGACGCGCCACGUCGGAGCCGAGUCGCUGCGCGCACAUGGGGAAGCGUACACGGGGACGGGAGGACACCGAACCCUAGCAAGCAGGCGCCUUUUUGCUCCCCUUCCCUCCCUCCCAACGCAGCGCAGCGACUGCUGCUGCUUCCCCACACCGCCCCCCGGUAGGCUCACCGCCGGCGACGCGCACGCGUCCCACCGCACCCAAACCGACCGCCACAGCUGCUCGCUCGCUUCCGCCCAGGACCAGAGGGGGGGAGCCUCCAGAUCUCGGCGCGCCAUGGCGUCGUCCUCCGACGAGCAGCCCAAGCCGCCGGAGCCGCCCGCCGCCGCCGUGGUCGCCGCACCGCCGCAGACGCACGCCGAGUGGGCCGCCUCGCUCCAGGCCUACUACGCCGCCGCGGGGCACCCCUACGCCUGGCCGGCGCAGCACCUCAUGGCGGCGGCCGCGGCGGGGGCGCCCUUCGGCACGCCGGUGCCGUUCCCCGUCUACCACCCAGGCGCCGCCGCGGCAUACUACGCGCACGCGUCCAUGGCCGCGGGCGUCCCUUACCCGACGAGCGAAGCUGUCGCCACGGUGGCGGCGGCCACUGCGCCGGAAGGGAAAGGCAAGGGGAAGGGCGGGGGCGCGUCGCCUGAGAAGGGCAGCUCUGGGGCGCCCUCCGGUGAGGACGACUCCAGGAGCAGUGACAGCGGCAGCGAUGAGUCGUCAGAGACGAGAGAUGAUGACACUGACCAUAAGGGUUCAUCUGCGCCCAAGAAAAGGAAAUCUGGUAACACGUCGGCUGAAGGUGAACCGUCUCAAGCUGCUGUUGUGCGCUAUGCUACGGUUGAGUCGCCAUAUCCCGCAAAGGGAAGGUCUGCCUCAAAGCUUCCAGUGUCUGCACCUGGCAGGGCAGCGCUUCCUAGUGCCACCCCGAAUCUGAACAUUGGGAUGGACAUUUGGAAUACUUCUCCUGCCUUGGCUGUUCCUGCAGUGCAGGGGGAAGCGAAUCCUGGGUUGGCGCUUGCCCGACGUGAUAGCGUUACUCAACUGGAUGAACGUGAAUUGAAGAGGGAGAGGCGGAAACAAUCUAACAGGGAGUCUGCAAGGAGAUCUAGGUUACGCAAGCAGCAAGAGUGUGAGGAAUUAGCCAGGAAGGUAGCUGACCUAACAACUGAGAAUAGUGCUCUCAGAGCGGAACUUGACAACCUGAGGAAGGCUUGCCAAGACAUGGAAGCAGAAAAUUCACGUCUAUUGGUGAGCACGGUACCAAGUGUCACAACCACACUGGGAAUGAGCAUCGAGCCGCCAAAGGCGCAGCAGCAUCAUGACGACGAGGGCCAGCUCCACAAGAAAUCUAGUAAUAACAGCAACGGGAAAGGAAGCCACAAACCGGAGGCUAACACUAGGUGAGAGACAGGUGAAUGAGAAAGUGACAGAGAUGAGAUGAGGUGUUUCCUAUCUAACCACAACACCCAUCAUCAACCAGUGCGUUUUCACAGCCCGCUGGGGGGCCAUGUAGAGUCGCCCCCCACUGCAGCCAUGUAUUAUUUAUGGCUCGCCGCGGUGUGCGUUGUGUGUUUUUUUGUGUGUGUGUCGUGUAAACCUAUUGAUGUAGCUAUUGUAACAAAAACCUAGAGAGCCUAGAAUUUUUAUGUCUGCUAACUCCUGAUGAGGGGGGAUGUAACCGGCCAAUUUGGUGCCUGGUCGAUCGUUUAGAUGAAAUGCGAGCAAAUAUCAUUUGAUAGCCUGCCUCGCCUUGUUGUUGUUUUGGAUUUUUUUUGCGACUUUGCGGGAGUCUUUUAUACAGGCUAUUGAAUUUUCGA
This is a messenger RNA of Zea mays, 1838 nucleotides long. Lineage: Eukaryota; Viridiplantae; Streptophyta; Magnoliopsida; Poales; Poaceae. The record is from RefSeq and is a predicted model, not a curated record.